UUGCUGGACGAAGGAGAAACCAAACCGACCGGAUUGAAAAGGCCAUAUCGACAUAAAUCGAUAGCCUCAAGCCGACCUGAAGCAACGAGUUCCCCUCUUCACGAUGACGACGAUCCGCAGAUUUUGCUGUGAAGAUCUCCUCCGCGUUGCUCCCGUUAACCUCGAUCACCUUACCGAGACGUUCAACAUGUCCUUCUACAUGUCUUACCUCGCUCGAUGGCCGGAUUACUUCCAUGUUGCCGAGGCCCCAGGCAAUCGAAUCAUGGGUUACAUAAUGGGCAAGGUAGAAGGCCAGGGUGAAUCUUGGCAUGGUCAUGUCACUGCAGUAACAGUUGCUUCUGAGUAUCGAAGGCAGCAUUUAGCUAAGAAACUUAUGCACUUGCUUGAGGACAUCAGUGAUAAGAUUGACAAGGCUUACUUUGUAGAUCUAUUUGUAAGGGCAUCUAACAUGCCAGCCAUUAAGAUGUAUGAAAAGCUUGGUUAUAUAGUAUACCGGCGUGUGCUGCGCUAUUAUUCUGGCGAAGAAGAUGGUCUCGGUGAGUCACUCAAAACUCAGUCAUGA
Messenger RNA from Phalaenopsis equestris, 562 nucleotides. RefSeq names its product N-terminal acetyltransferase B complex catalytic subunit NAA20. The record is from RefSeq and is a predicted model, not a curated record. The coding region runs from base 104 to 562 and encodes 152 amino acids. NCBI's taxonomy places the organism in Eukaryota, Viridiplantae, Streptophyta, Magnoliopsida, Asparagales, Orchidaceae. Gene Ontology annotation, cellular component: NatB complex. The transcript is spliced from 5 exons. Gene Ontology annotation, biological process: N-terminal peptidyl-methionine acetylation. Gene Ontology annotation, molecular function: protein-N-terminal amino-acid acetyltransferase activity.